CAGCAUGUCUGAGUCGAAACGAGGAAGUUUGCCUAUGGUCCAAGGCACGAGUCUUUCCAAGACUCAGGGUGCUUCCACUCCGGAGGAAGUAGAACGCAUGAGAAAUGUUCCUUAUGCGUCGGCCAUUGGAUCCAUCAUGUAUGCGAUGGUAUGUACGAGACCUGAUGUCGCCUUUGCUCUGAGUGUCACGAGUAGAUACCAGUCCAACCCUGGCGAAAGCCAUUGGACGGCUCUGAAGAACAUCCUUAAAUACUUCCGAAGGACUAAGGAUGCCUUCCUGGUAUAUGGCGGAAAAGAAGAGCUCAGUAUUGUUGGAUAUACUGAUGUCAGCUUCCAAACUGAUAGAGAUGACUUCAAGUCGCGGGCAGGGAGUCAUGGAAUCUGGGCUCUCGCCCAAACCCACACUCUAGCUCCAAAGUUCUCACAGUGGAGGGGGUUGAGGCCCCCGCUCGCUCGUGCCAGGAGUCACUGACCUCCGUGCGCAGGUUUUUAACCCUCGACACCAUCAGGGUUUCAAUCUUCCUUAAUUAUUAAUAUUCUCACAAGAUUGGGUACAUAAAAGAGAAAUAAAGAUACCCUGAACAAGCCAGGCGUCCCAAUGGUGGAUCUUCCACCGCCCCCACCGUCCCACGCGUCCCAAGCAUUUUGAAGUUCACCGAAAUAUUUCCUCCAGCCUGAUAUAGAACCCUGCCUUGCUCCUUCGGCUUUCGUUCUCCAUGUUUGUGAUUGAAUCAGGUCAAUCUUUUAUUGAUCUAUAUGGAGUUGCUCUCAAAUUUAUAUGUAAUUCAGGAUUACCUUAGGCUUUUAGCCGUUA
Cuscuta campestris is the source of this 814-nucleotide messenger RNA. The record is from the annotation of a GenBank genome assembly. Lineage: Eukaryota; Viridiplantae; Streptophyta; Magnoliopsida; Solanales; Convolvulaceae.